Micropterus salmoides (largemouth bass) is the source of this 1187-nucleotide messenger RNA. RefSeq names its product phospholipase A and acyltransferase 2-like. Gene Ontology annotation, biological process: N-acylphosphatidylethanolamine metabolic process. The record is from RefSeq and is a predicted model, not a curated record. The transcript is spliced from 4 exons. The coding region runs from base 100 to 648 and encodes 182 amino acids. Gene Ontology annotation, molecular function: A2-type glycerophospholipase activity; glycerophospholipid phospholipase A1 activity. Lineage: Eukaryota; Metazoa; Chordata; Actinopteri; Centrarchiformes; Centrarchidae. Gene Ontology annotation, cellular component: cytoplasm.
AAACAGCCCAAACCAGAUUCUCACACAACACACCCUGUAAGAGCAAGUUACCUUUCAACAGCCACCACAUUCCCCACGCCAAUUUACCAGGAGUGAGCUAUGGAUUAUCUGAAGCAGAUUGAUGGAAUUGUGUCCACUGCCAAAUUUGGAGACUUGAUAGAAUUUUCCUAUCCCAUCGGCUAUUCACACUGGGGAGUGUAUGAUGAAGAUGGAUUUGUAAUCCAUUUUGCUGUAGCAGAUCAGGGGCAACUGAUGAACAACAUACGAACUUCCCUGCAAACAAUCUUCCCUGUAUGUGGGGACCUUCUUCUUGGGGAAACCAAGAUCCGCAGAGUGCCUCUUAGUGAGGUGAACGUCCCAAAAGGAGUCCAUGUCUUGAUAAGUAACAAUCGACAUGCCUUCACACCAUCAGAGCCUGAGGAAAUGAGACUACGCUAUGACGCCCUGCUUGAUAAGGAACUUCCAUACCAUCUAUUCAAUCUCAACUGCGAGCACUUUGCCACAUUUGUACGUUAUGGAAAAGCUGUGUGCAACCAGAUUCCUGCAAGAUCCAAGAAUGUAGAGUGCGUGAAGGCAACUGCAGUCUUUUCAGACAUUGUCAGCACCCAUGCACGUCUGAAAAGUGAAGCCAGUGAGGAAGUGCCUUAAACCAGCAUUAUUUCUAAUGGCCACCAGGGGACGACUAAACUUGUUGCAAAAAGAGGUCAGAUUGUCCAGAAGUCUGUUCAAAAAUGUCCCUACUUCUCAAUGGUUUAUUUAUGAAGCAGCCCAUGCUUUAGGGCUUGGCUGCAUGUGCAGCAUUCGCUUUUGUUUGUUUCUUUGUCUCUUUCUCUCUCUGGUGUGCUCUCUCCCCUCGACCGGGAAAGAGAAAGGGAGUUGGAGGAGAAGGGUGUAAAAGGACGAACAUGCCAGACAGCGUGCUGCACAGUUUUACCCAAUUGUUUGUCCGGAGCAUGAGCUAGAUUUUUAUUAUUUUAGCUUGGGCUGGAGAUCUGUUUUGGUCUGGUUUAGAUAUUUUCCAUUAGGAAAAGUGCGAUGGCCCCCUGCUUAGCUGGUUCAGGGGCUUCUUUAUCAUUUGCUCUUUUUGGCUGGGAUCCAACCCCAUUACUUUGUUUUCUUUUGCACUUUGAGUAUUGUCACUUUUCUUAAAAAAAUAAUAAAGUUUAUGGGUUUUCUCCUGUACCUGG